AUGUCCUAUUACUCUGGGUAUAGCAUGCCGUACGGCUCUUAUGGAGGAGCAGGUUAUCAUCAUCACCAUAAUCCUUAUCUUUACGGCAAUUACAUGUAUCCUGGAUCUUCCUACUAUUACGGUGGCGGUGGUUACGGUGGCGGAGGCUAUUAUCCUUAUAAUUACUAUGGUGGACGAGGCUAUCGACCUGGUUUCUUUCGUGGAUUAAUGAACCGCAUCCGAUAUGGCUCGUAUUACGGUAAUCCUUAUUCACCCAUGGGAUAUGAUCAUGUCCCUCACCGGUACUAUCCCGAGAUGAAUCAUGUUAGCUCAGUCAAAGAUCUUUGGAGAAGUAACGAUAUUUACUGA
Messenger RNA from Lichtheimia ornata, 348 nucleotides. RefSeq lists its product as uncharacterized. The coding region runs from base 1 to 348 and encodes 115 amino acids. NCBI's taxonomy places the organism in Eukaryota, Fungi, Mucoromycota, Mucoromycetes, Mucorales, Lichtheimiaceae. The record is from RefSeq and is a predicted model, not a curated record. The transcript has 2 exons.